CGGUUUAAAAGGAAUACGAUUGACUAAAGAUUUUAAUCUUUUGAUUGAUCACAAAUGACGAAACUGCACUACGGGUGUAGAAGAAGAAGGGCAAGCAAAAAAUAAAGAAGAAAAAGGAAAAAAAAAUACAAAAGAAUUAUUGCGUGGUAGUGACUUCUCGAGCGCGCGCUUGCAUAAUUGGAUGGAUAUGCGCGUCAUCGAAAAGCUAUACUAAUAAGUCUUCGGGUUUGCUUCGAUCGCAGUCGCGAUGACAAGCAAAGCGACACGCGGAGAGCUGACUCAUCGGACGUGCGUCCGCGGAUUCCCCAGCCUUCCUCGACAACAGCAUCCGACGAGGAGAGGGUGCUCCAGGCGCACUUUUCCUCGUUACGUUCGUCAGCCUGAGACGUUCUGCGCGCGAGAUGUUCUGCCACGGACAAGUUGAAUGAUACGACCCGACUCAUGGUCGUCUCGACUGGCGGGUAAACCCCACUACCGCGCACAUCAUUCGAGCGCUUCUUCGGCGCGGAAACCGUAAACGUGUUUCGGUAGAGAACUGGUCAGUCUUGCGAAGGUUCGACGAGGCCGUGAGAGCGUAGCGUACCAAGGAUUAGCACGUUGAACAUCCGGUUGUCGCGGCGCGGCGUCUGCCCAGGGACUUCUCGGACCACAGAGAAGCGGAGUGCCGAAAAAAAGUGCCUCGGGGAAAAAAUAGAAAUUACUAGUAAAUUAGUGAAUAAGAAUAUGUGAACAAAGACUGUAUUGAAGAGGUAUAACUCGACACGCUUUGCUAAAACAUGUUCUAACGAUUAAUUAAAAAAUGCAGUGUUCUAAUGAAAACAUGAUAAACGAUUGAUACCAAUAGUAAAAAAAAAGCGAUGUAAUCAAGUGCAAAGGCGGACAAUUAUAUAUGCGGGAGUUACGUCAAUUCUUACCAGAUUUUAAAAUCCAUUUAAUGAAGUGGUAAUUAUACGUGAUCCCUGCUACUACCGGUUCGACGACUGUUAAACGAAUCAAGGUGGAAGGUGAAUAUGUGCUCAAGAUACUCUGAUUCGCGCGCAGGUGUCAAUUUGCUUUUUGGAAUCGUUCUCCUUCUAAGUGUGAUCCUGGAAACGUGCCUGGAAACAUGAUUAAAUAAAUUAUCUGUUUACUAUAUCUAGAGAUAUGUUUAUUGUAUUUUUUUUCUACAAAGUCUGAGGGUGUUGUCCAAUAGGAACAUCAGCAUCGAAUUUUUGAGAAAUUUGUAACAGAGCCUUACGAGAUGGGCAAGAUUUGUAUCUUGAUCGUGUUGCUACCGCAGCUAUUUUAUACGCUAGUGCAAGGACAGAAAUCGCCGUGUCCUGAAUACUUCACAUAUAUAAUCAAACCGGGAACACAGGAAACGAUAGGACAGAUCGAAAUUCGGUCCCCGCCAAAAAUAAGUCAACUCCAUUUGCGAGUGAUCUUAAAUGUCCCCGCUGAGUUACCCUCGACAUACGUCGGUCGACUGAAAUUGGCACGAUCAAAAGAGGAAGCUGCUCGAGAUGUUCAAGCGGGCAGGAAUUUGUUGUAUCAUGUUGAGUUUCCCUUACGUCAACCGAUUCCGACAUUGUCCGGGAUAUGGUUCAAUGGUCAAAAAUAUUGCUCGGGUCCCGAUUGUGAGUACCCAAGAGAAAGUAUCGUAACUACUAUCACGUUGGAACAUAAUUUUUAUCUGGUAAACACGCUCUCACAAAACUCCCAACCAUUGAUCGAUAGCAUUGAUUCAGAUGAAUCACAUCGUUCGAGACCGACACAGAAACGUCAUCAGAGUCCUCCGGAGACACCCAGCACUGUUGCUCCUUCUCGGUUUGGCGGCAACAUAUUUUUAAAUAAAUUCGCGACGCAAUCAGUCCCACAAUCGAUCCCACAAUCAGUCCCACAAUCGGCCCCACAAUCAAUUCCACAGCCAGUCCCACAAUAUUCUAAUUCCAACCAAUUCCUGCAGGGGCCCAAUGCCACGGCACAAACAGUAUACGAUACACUGUACAAUAAUAAUAAUAAUAAUAACAAUAACAACAACAAUAUAUACAGAAAUCCGACCCCAGUCCCACAACCUAAUAACAAUAACAACAACAAUAUAUACAGACAUCCGACCCCAGCCCGACCAGUCCCACAAUCUAAUAACAAUAACAACAACAAUAUAUACAGAAAUCCGACCCCGGCCCGACCAGUCCUACAACCUAAUAAUAAUAAUAAUAAUAAUAAUAACAAUAAUAAUAAUAAUAUAUACAUAAAUCCAACCUCGGUCCGACCAGUCCUACACCCUAAUAAUUAUAAUGAUAAUAACAAUAAUAACAACGAAUGCGGUAUCAGCAGCCUCGUUGGAAGCACAAAUCGUUUGAUCUCUAAUGGACAGAAGACAUUGCCUGGCCAAUGGCCGUGGCUGGCGGCACUCUUUAUCGUUAAAACGGUAGAAUAUGAAUUUCAGUGCGGUGGUUCCAUUCUGACAAAUAGACAUAUUCUAACAGCGGCGCACUGCUUGAAGAUAAGCUCGUUUAAUAAUGACACCAUACCUUCUAAUGUGUUGGUGGUGGCCUUGGGGCGAUAUAAAUUGUACGAGUGGCGUGAGGAGGGAAGCGUGAACCGGGAAGUCGCAAGAUACGUUAUCCAUCACGAUUACGUGCACAAGGACACCGGCGACUCCGAUCUAGCGAUUUUGUACCUCAGGACGUCCGUCGAGUUUGGUCCUUUCAUCAAGCCUAUUUGCUUGUGGACCGGUUCAACCGAUCUUCGGCACGUCAUCACUAAAGUGGGAUACGUCGUGGGAUGGGGCAAAGACGAAGAGGGCCAUCGUUACACCGAGGAACCGCAAAUGGCGAUGAUGCCGAUAGUCGGUCUGCUGGACUGUCACUGGAGCGACCAGCAUUUUGUCAAUCUCACCUCAAACCGCACCUUUUGUGCCGGUAUGCGAGACAGGAGCGGUCCUUGUAACGGCGACAGCGGGGGCGGGCUGGUGCUUUACGAUCCUACCUCGAAUCGUUAUCGGUUACGCGGCGUCGUUUCGCGAUCGCUGCUCGGCAGUGAACCAUUGUGCGAUCUCAGGAAGUACACCGUCUUUGUCGACGUGGCCAAAUACCUACCCUGGAUUCAAGAGCAGAUCUCCACGUAUUGAUAGUUUCUCGCCUUAGAACGCAAGAUGUACUGGUAGACAAGCUUUUUAGAUAAAGUCUAUCCGAAGUCACGGCAUUUAUAUAUUAUAUGACGACGUAAAGAUUAAAGUUACGAGUUUGACUCUUCACGGUGAUUCCUCUUAUCGUAAUGCAUUUAUCACGACAAUAAAGCGAAAUAUAUAAAGUACGUAAUAUUAAUGUAACUCUAACAUACCUAUCACUGUGGAUUUAUUAAUAAUUUAGAAUAAAUCAUAUCAUGACACGAUGUUAUAAUAAUAUAUGUGCUUAUUCCGUCA
Molecule: messenger RNA, 3406 nt
Organism: Wasmannia auropunctata (little fire ant)
Lineage: Eukaryota; Metazoa; Arthropoda; Insecta; Hymenoptera; Formicidae
Product: transmembrane protease serine 11B-like protein
Exons: 6
Coding region: 1241-3112 (623 amino acids)
Biological process (GO): proteolysis
Molecular function (GO): serine-type endopeptidase activity
Source: RefSeq, a predicted model, not a curated record